AACGGACUUAUCAUCUACAAUCUUGAAUCAUAAGGAAGUGUACCGUAGCAUUGGGUCGCACGCGAGAUUCUUUGCCAAAGGAAUGAAAUGUCUAUACACAUCUGAGGGUGAAAUACCAGAUGAAGGUACUGCGUUUUUGUUGUUUUGUGAUGCAUUAGAGUCUGGGAGCUCAUGCACAUCCCCAUUUACAGCAGACAUGAUUUUCUUUCCAAUAAUGCAGUUGAAGUGGUGUUAUUGUGUCUGUGUGAACAUCAAGGCGAAUAAGGUUGAAGUUUUAGAUCUUUCCUCAUCGUCGGCAAAAGCUGAUGAUAAAUAUGAAGGCAUGCCAGCUAGCGUUGUUGACAUGUAUGUGAAGUUUUUGAGCAAUCAAGGGUUGGAAGGACUGAACCCUAAGGCCUCAGAGUUUCAUCCCUCUACCAUUCCAGGGGGUAGGGAGGAAUCCAAAUCUAAAACACUUGAUGAUAGUGGCAAGGCUUUUCCAAUUCUGCCUAUUGCUGACCCUGAUCAGACUUGUGGCAUGAAUUCUUCAGCAAAUACUAUCCCCUUAAAUAAAGGUGUUCCUCUUGCAGAACUGGAUCCUGGCCCCAUAUCAGGUGAGGAUGAUAUUGAAGAAGUAUGGUCUGAUGAGGGAUAUGCUAGCCCUAUUGGAGAUGAGGAUUUCUUUUCUUCACCCAUGUCUGAAGAUAAAUCUAAGAACAACAUAACUGAAAUUCCAACUGAAACUCCAGCUGCCAAUACAAGGAAAGGAGCCUCCAAAACUAAACCCCCUAAGCCACCUACUCGGAAGAAAUCUGGAAAGACCAGAACUUCCCCCCUCCCAAAACAGCUCAUUAAUGGAUUCCACACUUGUGUGGAAUGCAAAAUCUGGAUAUUCUGGAAGGAUACCUACUCCAUUGAUCUGUUAACUAAUGAAGACCAAGUAGUCUUUGUGAAAGCUACUCAGCUUUCUAGCUGCAGAAAUAGUGUUAUUGCAUUUGUCUAUGCAAAAACAAAAAGUUGGCUUAGGAAGGACCUCUGGAAUUCAUUAGUUCAGUUUGCUCAGUCUCAUGACAAUGCUACUCCCUGGGCUGUGAAAGCUUGGGGAGUUAAUGUGACAGGCCCACCCAUGUUUCAACUCUAUGCCAAACUUAAAGCUACUAUGUUGGCUUUGAGUAAAUGGAAUAAAGAGGUCUUUGGGAAUAUAUUUCUUAAACUGGAGGAACUUGAGGCAAAUGUACAACAGGCUGAGGAAGUAUACCAACAGGAAAACAGUGAUGAGAAUCUGCUCAAGCUAAAAGCUAUUACAGCUCAAUAUACUCAUCAGUUGCACCUUGAGGAAAUGUUUUGGAAACAAAAAGCUCAUAUCCAAUGGAUUGAAGGAGGGGACAGAAAUUCCAAGAUCACUGAUGAAGACAAUCAACAGCUUGUGGCCUCUCCUUCCUUGGAAGAGGUAAAGGAUGCAGUGUUCUCUUUAAACCCUAACAGUGCUGCAGGUCCGGAUGGCUUCACUGGCCAUUUCUUCCAAAAAUGCUGGGACAUUAUACACUUGGAGAUUUUUGCUAUGGUUUGUGGUUUCUUCAAAGGGGAUUACAUGACUAAAGGGAUAGCUCACACUGCCAUUGUCCUACUUCCAAAAGUGGACAGCCCUAACACAUUUGCUGACUUUAGACCCAUUAGUCUAUGUAACUUCAGCAGCAAAAUCAUUUCUAAGGUAAUGGCUUCUAGGCUUGCUGGAAUACUUCCUCAUGUGAUAUCUUCAUCACAAUCUGGGUUUAUUCAAGGGCGAUCUAUAUCUGAAAAUAUUCUUAUCACUCAAGAGUUAUGUCAUGGGAUGCAACUUGGUAAUAGGGAUAUUGUGUUAAAAUUGGAUAUGGCCAAAGCAUAUGACAGGGUUUCAUGGUCCUUCUUAAUUAAAAUCCAAAGGCAGCUGGGGUUCUGUGAACAAUGGAUUGAUAUGGUUUUUAGAAUGCUCUCCAACAUAUGGUAUACUGUCCUCAUUAAUGGUCACAGGGAAGGUUUCUUCACAUCCUCUAGGGGUUUGAGACAAUGGGACCCCCUUUCCCCUAGCCUGUUCAUUAUUACAGCUGAGUUUCUUUCCCAAAUUCUCAACCAAAGGA
Cuscuta campestris is the source of this 2096-nucleotide messenger RNA. NCBI's taxonomy places the organism in Eukaryota, Viridiplantae, Streptophyta, Magnoliopsida, Solanales, Convolvulaceae. The record is from the annotation of a GenBank genome assembly.